This is a messenger RNA of Podospora pseudopauciseta, 1116 nucleotides long. RefSeq lists its product as uncharacterized. The coding region runs from base 616 to 1116 and encodes 166 amino acids. The transcript is spliced from 2 exons. The record is from RefSeq and is a predicted model, not a curated record. Lineage: Eukaryota; Fungi; Ascomycota; Sordariomycetes; Sordariales; Podosporaceae.
GGCUUCUCCGAUGGAUUUUGAAUGACCUUCCUAUUCACGGAAACAGCACGUAUACACAAGUGACACCGGAAUUCUUUUGCUCCAUUCGGUCUUGUAUGAGCGACUUUGGAAAACUAAGGCAUAUCCCAUCCGUCCGUCUUCGGCAGACAUGAUCUUCUUUUUUUUCCCCAGCCUUGUGUGAACAUCACGACAUUCACACACCACCUCAACCCAAAUUCCCUCAGCCACCUGUGCAUAACCAACUCAGAUCUCGCAAUUUUCCCUCUUCUUCAUCAUGUGCUCCUUCCAAAAUCCAAAUUGUGGCGUCGAGUAAAAAUACGUACGCCCAGUGAGGUGAUCAACCUCCAAGAGGUGGGAUAUCAGCUUGGCAGUUGAAUUUCAUGAGUGAAUGAAUGAGGUGACUUGCGAUAAGGAGUCUCAAAAGUGAGGGGGUUAACUGAUAAGAGGGAUAAGGGAAGGGACUGCCUACUACGCCUGAAGCUCACUUACCUUUUGCCCCCUUUUUUUCAGCUCAUGGGAAUGAAACUCUUGACUCUUACAUCUCAAACCUAGUGUAUCAAUUGGCCUAGAAUAAACCCCAUUUUUUGAGUUCUCAAUUGUUGCUGAUCUUGCAACAUGUCCGACGACGUAUUUCGCCGUACGGGCCGUGGUGGGGCUGGCAACUAUUACAGCAAGAAGGAUAUAGAGGAUGUCCAGAAGGCUUCGGAGGCUUCUGCUGACCUCGAAGCCCAAGCCGACCUCACCAACACUGCCACCACCAUCCAGCAACAACCCGCCCCCGUUCCCUAUUCCCGCGGCGGCAGAGGAGGAGCCGGCAACUUCUACGGCGCAGCAGACACGGCUGCCUCGGCCAAGCAGCAGUCCGAAGACGCGGAGCGCACCAAAAAGGCCGUCGCCGCAAGCAUAGCAGCCCGUCAAAAGACCGGCGGGACUGGCCGUGGUGGGGCAGGUAAUUACGGAGCGGCUGCCAUCCCAGGGGCGGACUUGCCGACGCCGGAAGACGAGCAGCGGAAAAAGUUGGCGGAGGAGGAGAUGGAGAUGAAGGUGCUAAAGGAAGUCGAAGAUCAACUGGGCAAGCCGCCGGGGGCAUACCAUAGGCCUGGGCCGGAGGAGUGA